Caenorhabditis remanei is the source of this 219-nucleotide messenger RNA. RefSeq lists its product as uncharacterized. Lineage: Eukaryota; Metazoa; Nematoda; Chromadorea; Rhabditida; Rhabditidae. The transcript has 2 exons. The record is from RefSeq and is a predicted model, not a curated record. The coding region runs from base 1 to 219 and encodes 72 amino acids.
AUGAAUAAUCAAGUUGGUCCUCGUCAUGCAGUUCCAACCUUGUCGGCGGUAGUGCAGCCAGAAUCAUUCCGUGUCUUCAUAUCAAAGAAAAAAACGUACACUUCAGUAUGCUGCUGUGGAUUCAAGAGACGAACGGCAUUGAUGGUUCUUAUCACCUUCCUCGCACUCGGUCUUGUUGCCAUCGUGGGAGCCGGUGCUGGACUUAUUGGUCGCAUGUGA